GGUGGCUGGCCAUAUCGCAAAACUAUAUGAGAAGCUUAAAGCCCCCCCGCGAUUUAUAUCUUUACCAAAACAACAACAUAUUUCUAUCACCAGAAAAUAUGUGGUUUGCUGGCUGCGCUUCCGCUGCCCUCUUGGCACUCACUGCCAGAGGAAGCGCGUACAGUAUCCCCGCUCUGUCCGCUCGAGCCUCCUCAGACUCUGGAUCCAUAAAAGUUCACAAUAUCUCGGUUCCCGUCGAUCAUUUCCACAAUGAGACCAAGUAUGAACCUCACUCGGAUAAGAAGUUUCCCUUGAGAUAUUGGUUCGAUGCGCAGCAUUAUCGCGAGGGCGGACCGGUCAUUAUUCUCGCCUCUGGUGAGACUUCAGGCGAGGACAGAAUUCCAUUCCUCGAACAUGGUAUCCUGAAGAUGCUGGCCAAUGCGACUGGUGGUGUUGGAGUCAUUCUCGAGCAUCGUUACUAUGGCACCAGUUUUCCUGUUCCGGAUCUCAAGACAAAGAACCUGCGUUUCUUGUCCACUGAGCAGGCUCUCGCUGAUACAGCUUACUUUGCCGAGCAUGUCAAGUUUCCGGGUCUGGAGAAGCACAAUUUGACCGCUUCCAACACGCCUUACAUCAUCUACGGUGGAUCCUACGCUGGUGCCUUUGCUGCUUUCGCCAGAAAGAUUUACCCUGAGGUCUUUUGGGGUGGCAUCUCCUCUUCUGGUGUCACCGAGGCUAUCAUCGACUACUGGGAGUACUUUGAGGCUGCACGCCUUUUCGCACCCGGCGACUGUGCCAAGGUCACACAAAAGCUCACUCAAGUCGUCGACAAGAUCCUCACUGGCAGCGACAAGGAGGAGAAGAAACAGCUCAAGAUUGCGUUUGGUCUCCUUGGUCUACGCGACGACGACUUCGCAUCCACCAUUUCCCGCGGUAUCCAAGGGCUGCAAGGCAACAACUGGGACCCUGCACAGGACUCACCUGAUUUCGGGAUCUACUGUGGCAGUGUUUCUUCCGAUGCUCUUCUCUACGCCAGCACUAGGCCUCUCACACUUUAUGUCAAGAAGUGGCUCUCAGCUCAUGCAAACAAGAACGACGUCAAGUAUCUGACAAACCGUUUCCUCAACUACAUCGGUUAUAUGAGGUCAAACGUUGAGUCUGAUAAACAGGGAGGCUGUCAAGGCCAGACAGUGAAUGAAUGCUACUCUAUUCGCGAAAUGUAUAGCAGCACUAGUCUUAACCCAGCAUCCAGUGGACGUCAGUGGACCUAUCAGACAUGCACACAAUGGGGAUACUGGCAGACUGGCUCUGGAGUGCCUAAGAACCAGCUCCCUCUGGUCUCUCGCCUCGUCGACGUCGAGUUCAGCACCAUUCCCUGCCGCCAGGAAUUCAACAUCACAGCUGAACCUGACGUCGCAUCCAUCAACAAGCUCGGUGGCUGGAACUUUAGCUACCCACGCGUGGCCUUCAUCGACGGUGAAUACGAUCCUUGGAGAGCCGCUACACCUCACAAGAUUGGUCUUACUCCCAGGAAGUCGACGGCCAGUGAACCAUUUAUCCUUAUCCCGUACGGUGUUCACCAUUGGGAUGAGAAUGGUCUGGACCCUAACGCCACUGAGAUCGGACUCCCUCCUCCUGCAGUUGCCAAAGCUCAGCAGGAUAUUGUUGAUUUCACCAAGGCUUGGUUGGAGGAGUAUGAGAAGGAGAAGGGGAAGCGUGCGAAUGACCUUUAAGAUGCGAUACCUUGAUAUUCUCUGUACAUAGUUAAAAUCAGGCUUAUGAUUAUGACUUCAAGUUAGUCCUAGCAAUAGAGACCUAUGUUACACCUA
Fusarium oxysporum Fo47 is the source of this 1808-nucleotide messenger RNA. Its product is annotated as serine carboxypeptidase S28-domain-containing protein. Gene Ontology annotation, biological process: proteolysis. Lineage: Eukaryota; Fungi; Ascomycota; Sordariomycetes; Hypocreales; Nectriaceae. Gene Ontology annotation, molecular function: serine-type exopeptidase activity; dipeptidyl-peptidase activity. The transcript has a single exon. The record is from RefSeq and is a predicted model, not a curated record. Bases 27 to 1712 code for a protein of 561 amino acids.